Patiria miniata (bat star) is the source of this 3973-nucleotide messenger RNA. RefSeq names its product forkhead box protein N4-like. Gene Ontology annotation, biological process: regulation of transcription by RNA polymerase II. The transcript is spliced from 5 exons. The record is from RefSeq and is a predicted model, not a curated record. Gene Ontology annotation, molecular function: transcription cis-regulatory region binding; DNA-binding transcription factor activity, RNA polymerase II-specific. NCBI's taxonomy places the organism in Eukaryota, Metazoa, Echinodermata, Asteroidea, Valvatida, Asterinidae. The coding region runs from base 359 to 1978 and encodes 539 amino acids.
UCAACGGCUUUUUACUACGAUUUUUACUACGACCAUGCCACCUGCCCACCACACUGGCUUCGAAUGGCACAGCGUAAAACCAAACAAAUUAAUUCAUUUAGCUUGAUUUCCGGCAACAACGCAUUGACAGUUCACCGAAGUAUCUUCUGCUGCAUCUUUGGAGAUAUUUGUUUCGAAAAUCACAGCUCAUUUUGCUGUGAAACGAGCAUCGAAACGGCAGCGUAAGUUGUAAAUUUGUAACGUGUGUGUGGCCUCGUUGACAUUUGUACCUCCAUUGACUACGCGUACGCAUGCCUUUGCACGUAACGUGUUGUAGGUCUACGGUUUUAUAAAAACACAAACUGAACUGAGCAGCAACAUGGAUUACUUCGAUUCAAAUCACAUGGACCUUUCCGUUCGAGACGUCUUUGAGUCUGAAGUUCAGACGGAGAUGGACCAGAUUUUGAGGUCUGGAUCGGCGAGCUACGAACCGGAGGCGGAAACCAUAGACCUGACGGGAUACAAUCCAAACGAAAACGGGGACUUGGCUGGAGAUUUCUCCACUGAUGCGAGCGCUAUGCGAGACAUUAUCUGGCUCUCGGAUGGACAUGAUAUUGGUUCGCUGUCAAACACCACUCAUCACUCCUCAACCAUGACAACCACCGGGAAUUCCAACCUUGAUAUCUCACAUCUCAGCUCUCCAGAAAAGUUUGCAUUGGACAGUCAAGGAUUGUUGGUCAACCCACAAACUGGACAACCAGUCUCCACAUUGAAUGUGGUGCUUAAUGGUUUGUCCCAGCAGCAGCAGCAGCAAAAUCGAGCUAUUCUGCUCCAGCAACAACAGCAACAGCAACUGGAUCAAGAGACACUGGACAAUCUGCAGACCAACUUGAACUUAUCACAGAUGAAUUUCAGCCCAGCUCAGCAGCAACAAUUUCUUUCCCUCACACAACAGCAGCUUCAACAGAGCAGUCUUCUUGCUGGACAAGUUAAUUUUCAAACUGUCCCCGUCUUGGGUUUGCAACAGCAUCAGCAGCAACAACAGACGCAGCAAAACACACCAACUUCCAUGACGACUUCCAGUCCACAUCAGACAGCAAGCCUUUUGUCCAAGCAGCAGAAGCUUGAACCCAUUUCAAGCGCAGAGCAGAAGAUCUACCCCAAGCCAGCUUAUUCUUACAGUUGUCUCAUCACCAUGGCAAUGAAAAACAGCAAAACUGGUUGCAUGCCAGUCAGUGAUAUUUACCAGUUCAUGUGUGAGAAUUUUCCAUACUUCAAGACAGCACCAGAUGGUUGGAAGAAUUCAGUGAGACACAACCUUUCCCUAAACAAGUGCUUUGCCAAGAUUGAGAAGCCAGCGACUGCCAACGGUUCCAGCCGCAAGGGAUGUCUGUGGGCACUGAAUCCUGAGAAAGCUGCCAAGAUGGCUGAAGAAGUCCACAAAUGGACCAAGAAGGACCCGGCUGGUAUCAGACGAAGCAUGGCAAAGCCUGAGGAACUUGAAAGAAUAGAGGAAAGAGUUAAGGUCAACAACACCACGCCAAUCUUGAACACCAAAACGCUUCCUCCCUCGACCCCCGACAUUAAGACUAUCGUCAUGAAGGCUGUCUCGACCCCACUAUCCACAGCAACGACUACUACGGCAACAAUAACGGCAGUCAAUCCCAAGUCCCAUGUGAUGGAUCCCAUUCCGGUCAGUCUGUACCAAGCUGUGGACAUCUUCAACGGAGACAUCAACAUUGUUGACCCAUCGCUUGCUUCUCUGGAGGGAGAUUUCAGUUUACCGGACCACCUGAUGGACCCAGUAAACUGUGAGCUCAUGAAUCUAGAUGUGCCAGUCACAAUAUCCCCUCUGCCAGGCAAUAACCCGCUGUUUGGAGGUUUCCUGGAUGCAUCACCGUUGAAGGAGAAUCAAUCAUUGACGACAAUGACCGAGACACCAUCGCAGUACUCGCAGUUCUGUAGUCCCAGUAGAACUCCGGUGACUGCGUUCAUGUGACGCUAGUGAAAACAUAGGUAGAAUUUUAGUGCCUUGUUCAAUUGUAAACACGGUUUUCUUGUGUGUUUUUUUUAUAAUUUGUGAAUACAUGCAAUCUUGAAGGCUUUUUAAGAUAUUGAUUUGUCAAUUUUUUUUUCCAGUCUGCGGAAAGAGAAAAUUGGUUGGAUGUGUUUUUGUUUAAAAAUGUAGCUGAAAUCAUUCAUUGUUGUUGGAAAAUAAUGAUUUAACUUUUUGCCAAGUGAUUGCAAAAAAAAAAACCCUUGAUUUUUUUUGAUGAGAAUUAAUGAAGUUUCUGCCACAAGUGCCUAAGAAUCAUGCAAAUGAAAAGAUUUUUGAAAGAAAGAAAAAUCAGGGAAUGUAAAAUUUCUAUUUUUUUUCUAAUGUUUACAUUUUUAGAAUCACAUUCAUCAAGUGAUCAAAAUAAAUGGCUGACUAUCUUCAACCGUUGUUAUAACGAAAGUCAAAUGAAAGUCAAAUAACUGUAUUAAUUUGUCUAAUUGUACAUCUCAGUUUUUUAUGUUACAAUUUUUACAGUAAGAAUGUCUUAACUAUUUGUGUAAAUUUUGUAAAUUAAACUAAUGAGUUUUUUUUGUAGUGUGUGUUCCAAAUGAUUUUGCAUGUGUUUUUUUUUCCGGCAGAAAAGAUAAGGUUUUUGAGUCAAGUGAGACAAAGUGAAAAAACAUACCGAGUGUGUUUUUUAGGAGAAAAUAUUACUUUGGACUAAAGUACAUGUCGAGUUGAAUAGAAAGUGUAUGUGAUGUAUGUCCCCAGUAGUAUUAAAGUAGCUUCUUUGAUUUUGUAAUUGUGGUUUGGAUUAAAAAGAAGCAGCAGUAAAUAAAGGGGAGCAAGAUUCUGGGUAAGCUUUGAAUAUCGGUACACAGAUGGUCGGAAACUAUAGUUGAAAACCUUAAUAACAAGGUCCUAGGGACUUUACAAAUGACCUUGUUAUAACAGGUACCUUGUAUUAUCAGUAAUGGAAAACAAAGAUUUGGGACCUAACAUUUUCCUUGUUAUAAGCAUGAUAUUGUAUUAAGAGUGCUCUUCUUGUCAGGGUUCGACUGUAAACAGAAAGGAAGAAACUAGAAACUUAUAAAUAAGUUAACACAAAUCCAACAGUAUGCAAAAAACUAAAACAAUGUGCAUGAAUGUGAUUACAUGUACUGACGGUAAGAGAAAAGUAGUUUUUUUCAUCAAGGAGUAAAGAGCACCCUCUUGUGUUUAGAUUUUCAUAUUGCGACAACCUUUUCAUGUUUGUGAAAUACAUGUACAGUGAAAUGAAUGGCCAAUAAGUUAGGAAUUACAUACAAAACUUUCAAAUGAAUUUUUGUUUCUUAAAUCCUGAUUUAUUCUAUAGUAGAUAGGGUAAUGUUACUGUGGUCAUGGUGGUGUCAGGAAUUGGAACUAGAUUCGAAAUCACUGUUACGACUGAAAGAGGCAAUUAAUGUUUUGAAACAAAGUGUACAUGUACAUAACUGUAAACUAUUUUUCCACUUUUAUACAAGUCAAGUUGAAACCACUUCUUUUUGUACACGAUAAUACCAACGAACAGAGCGUUUGUAUCAUUGAAAUGCCUAGACAUUGUAAAUGUCCCUUUUUUAAAUCAAGUUUCUUUCUCAUUUUUGUAACAACACAAAUUAUGGUUUCAAAUCAUGGAAACGGAUUAAAUCAUAAAGGUUUUUAUUUUUAUGUUCUUUUAAAAAGCCUUUUCAUGCUUGGCCCUCUUUUUAAAAAAGGGAAGAAAGAACUUGGUUGAUUUUUUUGGUCCUCUGAAAAUUGUUUAAAAUCGAAGUGGGGUGCUGUUUCCCAUAUUGUCCAUGUGCAUACAUGUAGCUAUUACAUUAGGCGAUAUGAAUUGCUUUGUGCCAGUGAUCACCAGUAACUUUUUAUCUGCCAUUUUCUCCUCAACAAAGUUGUUAUUAAAAAAAAAGUGCUUGCUAUCAGAAAUGGAAUAGAAUAAAAGUUGUACAGUGCAGGAACUUUCCAGUGAGGACAAUA